Molecule: messenger RNA, 1350 nt
Organism: Boleophthalmus pectinirostris (great blue-spotted mudskipper)
Lineage: Eukaryota; Metazoa; Chordata; Actinopteri; Gobiiformes; Gobiidae
Product: bone morphogenetic protein 10-like
Exons: 2
Coding region: 1-1350 (449 amino acids)
Biological process (GO): SMAD protein signal transduction; BMP signaling pathway
Cellular component (GO): extracellular region
Molecular function (GO): cytokine activity; growth factor activity
Source: RefSeq, a predicted model, not a curated record
AUGGCAUCUUGGGUUUUUUUCAGUCAUUGGUUCUUAAAUUGUAUCAUCUUUUUAUUGUUGAAUGACUUGAGUUGGAGCGGUCCCCUCCGGCCACCUGGGAACCACCAUAGAGCCUCCCAUAAAAGAGAUGGUGAGAGAAUUACCCAUUUUGUCCCUAAGGAUCUAUUGCGCCAGUUUUUGUCCACUCUGAACCUUACAGACCAGAGGGCCCAGAGUAGAGGCCUAGUCCCUGACUCCAAGGAGCCACCAGAAUACAUGAUGGAACUUUAUGAAAGAUUUGCCAAGGACCGCACUGCUGUACCUUCUGCCAACAUAGUGAGGAGUUUCAAGAAUAAAGAUUCAUCCCUGUCCCGUGACACAGCUGAGGGUGUACGGAUUUAUCCCCUGUUGUUUAACAUCUCUAUGCCUUACCAUGAACACAUAAGAUUAGCAGAACUACGUUUCUUCAUCCAGAUCCAACAGGCUCAUGGAGCACAUCAGGACCCAGACUGCUUAGUGACUAUUUAUCAUGUGCAUGAAGGUGUUGGGUGGUCAAGAGGGGUGCAGUGGGACACGAGAAAUAGAGCUAAAGAGGAGGUCCUGGGGGGAAAAGAGUUGGAGGAACUGGUGACAAAACAUGUCAAUGCCAGAGAUAAUGGCUGGGUGUCAUUUGACCUGACUCAUGCAGUAACACACUGGCAGAGGAGCGGUUGUACAGAAGGCAGACUGGAAAUUCAUAUCACAAACUUGGGGCAACAAAAAGCAGAAACUCUAUCAGAAAUCAGUGGUAAAUUUGACCAAAGUUCCAAUAAAAAACACAAUGCUGCUAUGAUAAUUUUUUCAGAUAAUCAGAGACACAAAAAGGAUGCAAAAUUGAAUUUCAGGAUUGGACAUGAGCAUAACCUUGUAGAAAACGUGGAUGAGAGUGGAUCUGUGUCAGUAAAUCACAAUACUGAUCAUUUAAACCAGGGUGAACUGGAGCAGCAGUUUGUGGAGGAGCUGAACUCUAACUUUAUCUAUGACACACCCUCCAGAAUCCGGCGCAAUGUGAAGAGUGACGCUUGCAAAAGGAUGCCCCUGUUUGUGGAUUUCAAAGAUAUUGGCUGGGACACAUGGAUCAUCCAACCGCUGGGCUACGAGGCAUAUGAGUGCAAAGGGGAGUGCUACCCACCUCUGACCUCAGAAGUCACGCCCACCAGACACGCCAUGGUUCAGACUCUGCUGAGCAUCAAGAGUCCAGACAGAGUGUCUCGAGCAUGCUGUGUACCCACCAAAUUAGAACCUAUCUCUCUGCUUUACCAUGAAAAUGGAGUCAUCACUUUUAACCAUAAGUAUGAAGGCAUGGUGGUGGCUGAAUGUGGCUGCAGAUAG